Messenger RNA from Emiliania huxleyi CCMP1516, 1288 nucleotides. RefSeq lists its product as hypothetical. Gene Ontology annotation, molecular function: RNA polymerase II complex binding. The record is from RefSeq and is a predicted model, not a curated record. The transcript is spliced from 3 exons. Gene Ontology annotation, biological process: transcription elongation by RNA polymerase II; positive regulation of transcription elongation by RNA polymerase II. Gene Ontology annotation, cellular component: Cdc73/Paf1 complex. Lineage: Eukaryota; Haptophyta; Isochrysidales; Noelaerhabdaceae. Bases 38 to 1150 code for a protein of 370 amino acids.
ACAGUUGAACCGCGUUGCGAACGCGCAUUUAGAAGGAAUGCAGGACAUCGCCGACACGCUCUCUGACCCGCUCACGCUGCUGCGCCGCUUCACGAUGACGAAGCAGCCGGUCAAGCUCGUCGGCGACUACCUCGUCUUCGGCCGCGUCCGCUUCCCGCGCGCUGCGCCGACCGCGUACCGCGCGUCUACCAAGGGCAAGCCAUUCUACCCGGUGGACGCGCUAUGGUUCCUGCUGCAGAAGCAGUCGCUCAAGCCGGGCGAGUACCUGCGCGAGUGCACCUCCAACCAGAUGAUGCCCGUCUCGCGCCCUGACCAGCGGGCGCUCCUCGCCUACCUGAACGGCACCGCCGACUCGUCGCCUGCGAUUGACAUGACGGGCGCGACGAUCGUGACGGCGGAGCCGGUGCCCGCGGACGAGGGCGCCACCAGCGCCGCCGCGCCGAUGGAGCUCGAUGAGCCCGACGACCUCGAGGACGCGCAGGCGCGCGAGGAGGCGGCGGCGGCGGUCGCAAAGGCGGCGGCGGAAAAGGAGCGCGAGGAGGCGGCGGGCAAGGCGGCGCUGGCGGCGCUGCUAGCCGGCCCUCACGCGCAGGUCGCCGUGGAGGCUGACGGCGGAGCCGACGCCGCGGACGGCGACGGGGGCGGCGGCGGCGGCGCGGAGGCUGCCGCUCCGGACGGCGACGGCAAGAAGAAGAAGAGCAAAAACAUGAUGGGGGCGGCCAAGGCGUACAUCAAGGCCGACCGGGCGGCGACCGCGGCGAUCCUGAAGCGCGAGAAGACGCUGCGCGACCGGCGGGCGAUCCUCUGCGCCCCCGGCGUGCUCCUGCUACCACACCACCCGCCGGACCGAACCUCGCGCUGGAUUCGGGACUGUGGAGGUAUGGUCAAGAGCUGGAACGUCGAAAAGUACGCCUUCUCCAAGGAGAAGGUGAACCAGCACGACGUCGCCGUCACCGUCUCUUCCUUCUGGCAAGCCGUCCACAAGUCGAUGACGGUCAAGAGCUGGAACGUCGAAAAGUACGCCUUCUCCAAGGAGAAGGUGAACCAGCACGACGUCGCCGUCACCGUCUCUUCCUUCUGGCAAGCCGUCCACAAGUCGAUGACGGUGCAGAAGCCGCACUUGCUGAUGAAGCCCCACCAGCUCAGCUGAGGGCCGCGUUUCGCGCACAGUCUCACCGUUCGGAACCGGAGCCGGGACCUCUCUCCUCCGUCUCUGCGACUUUGCCGCUCUCUCACACCAUGAUCCCCACGUGUUGUGUUUUGAGGGGGAGGAUGGAGUCCAGGACUC